Anolis sagrei ordinatus is the source of this 1332-nucleotide messenger RNA. Lineage: Eukaryota; Metazoa; Chordata; Lepidosauria; Squamata; Anolidae. The record is from RefSeq and is a predicted model, not a curated record.
AGCAGUUAUGUGUUAAAUUGCAAUUAAAGGGUGAAGUUUAUUCUUGACUAGAGUAGAUCCGUUAGACAGAAUGCUAUUGUGUAAAACUACUGAUGCAACAGAUAGUAAUUUGAGCAAUUUUGCAAUAAGUUAUACAGGCUCUCUGUGGUUUCUGACCAAGGGCAGCCAUGUUUUACUAACAGCAGUGUGGCUUUUUGUUCUACUAAUAUUCAGUUAGAUCUCACCCUUCCCAUCAGUGGAAAUCACAAAAUUGAUGACAAAUAAGACUUAUUGCUUUCUGUGAGUGUACUCUAGUGGGAUCUAUUAUUGGGUUUAGCUUAGGAGUUCUAGCGAUUAAGCUUCUUAGUUCAUUCAUGUCAAGUAGCAUAAAUUUCAGAUGGUGAAUAUUUGGAAUGCCUGAACAUUAAGUUAAAAUUCAUAUAAGCAGUACUUACAAAAAUAUUUUCUUUAAAAGGAAAAGUAUAUUUCUGCUCACUGUUUAUUUAUAAUUGUGAGUGUCUUUGAAAAUUAAAUAUGAAACUUUCCAACUCAUUCAUGUAACUGGAGUCUUAUUUUUUUAAUCUAGGUAAAAUACAAAUACUUGAAAAUUUUAUAUGGAGAACAUGCACUCUUAUUGCUGAUAAGAGAAUUAAUAUUUAUAUUCAGCAAGAGGCAGUAAGAAAAUUGAAUACAAUGCUUGAUGCUAUGCCUCGAGAUACAAGAAAGAAAAUCAUUUCUACAAAAGAAAUGCUACAAGCCAUGAAUGACAUGGGAAAAAGAAUUUUGGAUGCUGGGGACUAUGAUCUACAAGUUGCCAUUACUGAAGCUUUGUGCCGAAUGACAUCAGAAAAACAAAGGGGAGAGUUGGCAAGCCAAUGGUUUUCAAUGGAAUUUGUAACUAAUGCGUUUAAGGGAAUUAAGGAUUCCGAGUUUGAAACAGAUUGCAGAAAGUUCCUGAAUCAAGUGAACGGUAUGCUUGGAGACAAAAGAAGGGUAUUUACCUAUCCUUGUUUAUCAGCUAACCUGGACAAACAUGAGCUGCAGAUCCCAGCAGAUGACAACCUUGAAGAAUUUUGGAUUGAUUUCAAUACUGGGAGCCGAAGUAUAUCUUUCUAUGUUGCUGCAGAUGGUGAAGGUCAUCAGUGGGAAACUGUAUGUGUACCUGAAGAAGAAGUCAAAACAUACAUUAUCGAAGAAAAGGACAAAAAUCAAUUGUUAACAAUACAUCUGUGUAAUCCGACGUCUGUGGGUAUCCAAGAAGGGGACAAAAUAACAUUGUGUUUUGAUUCUGCUUUGGAAAUUUCGGAUGCAGUAAAAAAAGUUUAUGGAGUUAGUAAACAUCAGGUAAGAUGA